UAUUGGUAGCACUGCUACACUAUUAACACGUAAACAUGGCGAUCACCGCAAUCGUUCUUGUUUAGAGAGAAACAAGAUCGUUUUUUGUAUUUUAACACUUAACUUUUCACUUUAAACUACCAAAAAACAGAACAACAUGGGUAAUGCCGAUACAAAAUUAAUCUUUCGAAGAGCAGUCGUUCAAUUGACGUCGAAAACACAGGUGAUUGAUGCUUCAGAUGACACAUUCUGGGACCAAUUUUGGUCUGAAAACGUUACUAAUGUGCAAGACAUAUUUACUCUAGUCCCUGCACAAGAAAUUCGUAUAUUAAGAGAAGAAGCACCUUCCAAUUUAGCUACAUUAUGUUAUAAAGCUGUGGAAAAACUAGUGAAAGCAGUUGAUAAUAGCUGUAGAACACAGAGAGAACAACAAACAGUUUUAAAUUGUUGCCGCUUAUUGACAAGACUGUUACCUUACAUUUUUGAAGAUCCUGAUUGGAAGGGAUUCUUUUGGUCCAGUUUACCUGGUAAAGAAGAUGAAGAAAGUAUCCCCUUGGCCCAUUCUCUACUCAAUGCACUUUGUGAUUUGUUGUUCUGCCCUGAUUUUACAGUAGCUGCAAAUAGAAAAUCUGGUCCUGAUAAGGCAGAAGAAUUACAGUCUAUAGAUAGCUGUGAAUAUAUUUGGGAAGCUGGUGUAGGAUUUGCGCAUUCACCUCCUAGAUACCCAAUUCUAGAUUCAAAUAGAACAGAAUUAUUGAAGCUGUUACUUACAUGCUUCAGUGAAACCAUGUACAACCCUCCAAUGGAUCUUUCAGUUACACCAAAUAGAUGGAUCCAAUAUUUAACCAGUUCUGAAAAUAGACAUGCUUUGCCUAUGUUCACAUCAUUGUUGAAUACAGUAUGUGCGUAUGAUCCUGUCGGGCUUGGAGUACCAUACAAUCAUUUAUUAUUUACUGACUCCUUGGAACCACUAGUUGAUGUUUCGUUACAAAUUCUCAUAGUAACAUUGGAUCAUGAUACCAGUGGUGGUACUCCGUUAGAAGAAGGAGUUGUUGGAGAUAAUUUAUUUAUUAAUUAUCUUAGUCGUAUCCAUCGAGAUGAAGAUUUUCAGUUUGUAUUGAAAGGUAUCACUAGAUUAUUGAAUAAUCCAUUGAUGCAAACGUACUUACCAAACUCAACGAAAAAAGUACACUUUCACCAAGAGUUAUUGGUGUUCUUUUGGAAAAUGUGUGAUUACAAUAAGAAAUUCUUAUAUUAUGUAUUAAAAAGUUCCGACGUUCUCGAGGUGUUGGUACCCAUACUGUAUCAUCUGAAUGACUCACGAGCAGAUCAGUCGCGAGUUGGAUUAAUGCACAUAGGAGUAUUUAUUCUACUUUUAUUAAGUGGAGAACGGAAUUUUGGCGUUAGACUGAAUAAACCGUACACAGCUACAGUACCUAUGGACAUUCCUGUUUUUACAGGUACACAUGCUGAUUUAUUAAUUACCGUUUUCCACAAGAUAAUUACAACUGGACACCAAAGACUACAGCCGCUAUUUGACUGUUUACUAACGAUUCUAGUCAACGUUUCUCCAUAUCUUAAAACAUUAUCAAUGGUGGCUAGUACUAAAUUAUUGCAUUUACUCGAAGCAUUUAGUACACCAUGGUUUUUAUUCUCGGCCCCUACGAACCAUCAUUUAGUAUUCUUUCUUCUUGAAAUUUUUAACAAUAUUAUUCAGUAUCAAUUUGAUGGAAACAGUAAUCUGGUUUAUACUAUUAUACGUAAACGACAAGUGUUCCAUGCAUUAGCAAAUUUACCAAGUGACUGCAAUACAAUUGCAAAAUCCCUGAGUAAACGACAACGUCGUCACGUACCUGCUAGUACAUCUAAUGAAAAUGUUAGCGAAGCUGCAAUGGAAGGUUCGCAUCCUGCACAGCCAGCUGAACCUGGAACUUUAAAAGCAUCCCUAUUAGAGACUCCAGGUAUUGAGAAAAUGACUGAGAAAGAAUCUGCGCAUCCAUUAAGUCCUUCAGUGAAUGUGGAUGUAGGAAAAUCUAAUCACCAAAAUAAUGGGACUGGUACAGAAGAAUUAAUGAACUCUGCUAAAAGCUCUGUUAUACCUAAAGGAGGUAUCAGAGUUGCGGAACACACAAAUUCUUCUAACAAUAUAAAUCAGUGGGUUCCUUCUAGUGAGUGGGUGUAUCAGUGGAAGAGUAAACUUCCGUUACAAACUAUUAUGCGUUUACUUCAAGUUCUCGUACCUCAAGUUGAAAAAAUAUGUAUCGAUAAGGGUCUGACAGAUGAAAGUGAAAUAUUGAAAUUUUUACAACACGGUACAUUAGUUGGUUUACUACCCGUACCACAUCCUAUUCUUAUCAGGAGAUAUCAACCCAAUGCAGGAACAACUGCUUGGUUUAGAACGUACAUGUGGGGUGUUAUAUACUUGAGGAACGUCGAACCCCCAAUUUGGUAUGAUACUGACGUAAAGUUAUUUGAAAUCCAAAGAGUUUAAACACAGUGAAAUAUUAUUAGUAACUUGCACUGAAAUUUCUAUACUAUUCUGAUAUAAAAUAUUAUAUUCAUAAUAUUAAAAAACAAAUGUUAGUAAUAUAUAAUUAUCAUAAGUUAUUUUAAGAAGAUGGUAAAAAAGAACAAUAGUAGAGAAUGACCUAUUUUGAAACUUUUCUUUUCCGUCCAGUUCCAAAAUUGGCAACUUUCUAUUAGAGUUUCUAGAACAUUUUCAUUACAGUCGUAAAAUCGUAAUUCUUUUUUUAUUUACUUCGCUUUUUAAAUGUAGUUUACAAUAUUUGUAUGUAAAGUGAAAUAUGCAUGACAUCUAACUGUAAUUCUUUUUAAAAAAAUUAAUUUAAUAUUAAUUUAUUAACUUCUUUGAAAGUUUCCCUCAUGGUUUAAAUUUGUACAAAAUAAAUAAAUAUAGUGAUCUAGGGAAUGUAACAUUCUUUAAAAUUGAUGAUGCAAUUAUAUAAUUUUGAUUGUUAGUUUAUGAGAAAGCGUGUCGUUUCAAUGUGUACGAUUAUUUUCGUAAUAAAGUAAUGUGUACUUAUUCAUGCUGUGCAUACAGAACAAGCGCCUAUGUUUAAUUAAACAAUUGUAAUAUUGCCUAGAGGUUUGUAAUAAA
This is a messenger RNA of Osmia lignaria (orchard mason bee), 3097 nucleotides long. Its product is annotated as protein HID1. NCBI's taxonomy places the organism in Eukaryota, Metazoa, Arthropoda, Insecta, Hymenoptera, Megachilidae. The record is from RefSeq and is a predicted model, not a curated record. Gene Ontology annotation, cellular component: Golgi medial cisterna; Golgi trans cisterna; membrane.